Molecule: messenger RNA, 4641 nt
Organism: Hyaena hyaena (striped hyena)
Lineage: Eukaryota; Metazoa; Chordata; Mammalia; Carnivora; Hyaenidae
Gene: MDGA2
Product: MAM domain containing glycosylphosphatidylinositol anchor 2
Exons: 16
Biological process (GO): homophilic cell-cell adhesion
Cellular component (GO): plasma membrane
Molecular function (GO): protein binding
Source: RefSeq, a predicted model, not a curated record
CUCCCCCAACGGUUCGUAUUGUGCAUUCAGGCUUGGCCUGUAACAUUGAGGAGGAGCGCUACUCUGAAAGGGUCUAUACUAUUCGGGAAGGAGAAACCCUAGAACUGACCUGCCUGGUCACAGGACAUCCACGUCCACAGAUCAGGUGGACCAAAACAGCAGGAAGUGCCUCUGACAGAUUCCAAGACUCAAGUGUCUUCAAUGAGACUUUGAGGAUUACAAAUAUUCAGCGACACCAAGGAGGCCGGUAUUACUGUAAAGCAGAGAAUGGCUUGGGGUCCCCAGCGAUAAAGUCAAUCAGAGUGGAUGUGUACUAUUUGGAUGACCCAGUAGUAACUGUUCAUCAAAGCAUAGGUGAAGCUAAAGAACAAUUUUACUAUGAAAGAACAGUAUUCCUCCGAUGUGUUGCGAGUUCCAAUCCACCGGUUCGGUACAGCUGGAGACGUGGUCAGGAGGUGUUACUACAAGGAUCUGAUAAAGGAGUUGAGAUUUACGAACCCUUCUUUACCCAGGGUGAAACCAAGAUCUUAAAACUAAAGAAUCUUCGACCUCAGGACUAUGCUAAUUAUAGCUGCAUUGCGUCAGUGAGGAAUGUAUGUAAUAUUCCUGAUAAGAUGGUGUCAUUUAGACUUUCCAACAAAACAGCAUCUCCGUCAAUUAAACUCUUGGUGGAUGACCCUAUAGUUGUAAAUCCUGGAGAGGCCAUAACAUUAGUAUGUGUUACGACAGGAGGAGAGCCUGUGCCCACUCUCACCUGGGUCAGGUCCUUUGGGACUCUGCCUGAAAAGACUGUUUUGAAUGGAGGAACAUUGACCAUACCUGCCAUCACCUCAGAAGAUGCCGGUACUUACAGCUGCAUCGCCAAUAAUAAUGUGGGAAACCCUGCAAAAAAGUCCACCAACAUCAUUGUGAGAGCAUUAAAAAAAGGACGAUUUUGGAUCACACCAGAUCCUUAUCACAAGGAUGACAACAUCCAGAUUGGGCGUGAGGUGAAAAUAUCUUGCCAAGUAGAAGCUGUUCCUUCUGAGGAGUUAACAUUUAGUUGGUUUAAAAAUGGCCGUCCAUUGAGAAGUUCUGAGAGGAUGGUUAUUACACAGACUGAUCCGGAUGUCUCCCCGGGAACGACAAACUUGGACAUCAUUGAUUUAAAAUUCACGGAUUUUGGGACAUACACAUGUGUAGCAUCUCUGAAGGGAGGAGGAAUAUCUGAUAUCAGUAUUGAUGUUAAUAUAUCCAGCAGCACAGUUCCACCCAAUCUGACUGUUCCACAGGAAAAAUCACCUCUGGUCACCAGAGAAGGGGACACAAUAGAACUGCAGUGUCAAGUAACUGGAAAACCUAAACCCAUCAUCCUCUGGUCUAGAGCGGAUAAGGAAGUUGCCAUGCCUGAUGGGUCAAUGCAGAUGGAGAGUUACGAUGGAACGCUGAGGAUUGUGAAUGUCUCUAGAGAGAUGUCAGGAAUGUACAGAUGCCAGACCAGCCAGUACAAUGGAUUUAACGUGAAACCAAGAGAAGCCUUGGUGCAGCUCAUCGUGCAAUAUCCUCCUGCUGUGGAACCUGCCUUCCUGGAAAUUCGGCAAGGACAAGACCGAAGUAUUACUAUGAGUUGCCGGGUCCUGAGAGCCUAUCCAAUACGGGUGCUGACCUAUGAGUGGCGCUUGGGCAAUAAACUAUUACGGACGGGUCAGUUUGACUCUCAAGAGUACACAGAGUACCCGGUGAAGAGUCUUUCCAAUGAAAACUAUGGGGUUUAUAAUUGUAGCAUCAUUAAUGAAGCUGGAGCUGGGAGAUGCAGCUUUCUUGUUACAGGAAAGGCCUAUGCUCCGGAGUUCUAUUACGAUACCUACAAUCCUGUGUGGCAGAACAGACACCGUGUUUAUUCUUACAGUCUACAGUGGACACAGAUGAAUCCUGAUGCAGUAGAUCGGAUUGUUGCAUACCGGUUGGGUAUUAGGCAGGCUGGACAGCAGCGUUGGUGGGAACAAGAGAUUAAAAUAAAUGGAAAUAUUCAGAAGGGAGAACUAAUUACAUAUAACUUGACUGAGCUAAUUAAACCAGAGGCAUAUGAAGUCCGACUAACUCCUCUCACCAAAUUUGGCGAAGGAGAUUCAACAAUCCGCGUCAUCAAAUAUAGUGCUCCUGUUAAUCCUCAUUUGAGAGAAUUUCACUGUGGAUUUGAAGAUGGUAACAUUUGUUUGUUCACCCAAGAUGAUACAGAUAAUUUUGACUGGACAAAGCAAAGUACUGCAACAAGAAAUACAAAAUACACCCCAAACACAGGACCGAAUGCUGAUCGUAGUGGCUCCAAAGAAGGUUUUUAUAUGUACAUUGAGACAUCUCGACCCAGACUGGAAGGCGAAAAGGCCCGACUUCUCAGCCCUGUUUUCAGCAUAGCUCCUAAAAAUCCUUAUGGCCCCACGAACACUGCGUAUUGUUUCAGCUUCUUUUAUCACAUGUAUGGACAACAUAUAGGUGUUCUAAAUGUUUAUCUGCGUUUGAAAGGGCAGACAACGAUAGAGAAUCCACUGUGGUCUUCAAGUGGGAAUAAAGGACAACGGUGGAAUGAGGCUCAUGUUAAUAUAUAUCCAAUUACUUCAUUUCAGCUCAUUUUUGAAGGUAUCCGAGGUCCUGGCAUAGAAGGUGACAUUGCCAUUGAUGAUGUAUCAAUUGCAGAAGGAGAAUGUGCAAAACAGGACCUAACGACUAAGAAUUCUGUUGAUGGUGCUGUUGGAAUUCUAGUACAUCUAUGGCUUUUCCCAGUCAUCGUCCUCAUCUCUAUCUUAAGUCCUCGAAGGUGACCUUAUCCUGGCAGAGGCUAUAAAAGAUUCACCAGGCACUGGCACGAAGAAAGAGUCUUUGUAAAUGGACAUUGAAAAAACAAACUACCAAAGAUUCCUCCACUGACUACUGACUCAAAAAUAAAAUAAUAAAAACGAAUUUUUUAAAGCACUGGGGAUAAAAAGACAUCAUGGAAAUAUAACUUAUUCCAAACUACAUAUAAAAGAUAAUCUUGACCUGAGUAGAGAAGAGACCUUCAGGUGCUUUUGUGGCUAAAAAGAUUACAGCGUCAUCUGGUCAUCUGGUUGAACUCUGGAAAAAAAAAAAAAAAAAAAGCUAUAGAAAUCCUUGUCAAAGCACAAAGUCAUGGCUGGUUUUGUUUCAAAUGAAUAGUUUGCUUGUUACCAUGGAAACCUAAUGGCCUGCCAACAAAAACCUCACUGUAAACAGGGUACGUGAAAAGCUGGCAUUUAUUUUCCUUUCAAGAAGAUUUUAGGUAGAGAAUUAAAUAAAUGUAGGCCCUUUUACCUUUGGUUGUUACCCUUCCUUGAAAAUAACCCGAACUCAGAAUUAUUUAAAACAUUCAUGCUCCUCCCCACCUAUCCCCAUCCCACCUUUGUUGUUUUUAUUUGUUUUCCUCCCAUGGCUAAGCUAGAUAACUGUAUGCUGUCUCUUUUUGCAUGCAUUACUAUCCAGGAUGGUAAACCUGGGCUUACAUAUUACACAGGCUUAUCGGAGUUUGCUCGCGGCCACUUGAACACCCAAACUAAGUCAUCUGUUCCAAUGAAGAAACCAAACCACCAUCUUUUAUAAAUUGCCAUGGAAACCAAGUGCCUUCAAUGAAACAAGCCUGAAUAAUUUUCAACUCAGAAGCUUGCACUGCUAAGAGUGGUUUGUGUAAAACUAUUUUGUAAACAAACUACAGAGCCUAAACGUGCAAAUUACAGGAGAGACGACAAAAGCCGCUUCUGAAGAAGAAAGGACCGAAGCUACUGCGUAAGCCCAUGCAGACGAGUUACUUGUUGCUGGACCUCCUAGACAGCCAUGGCCUUUCGGCUUAAUUGUCCAUCAGAAAAUAACUUCCAUUGAGACCAGACAUGGGAGCAACACUUUUUUCUUCCAGGUUAUUAAAUGGGUCAACCAGAGCAAAAGGUUGUUAAGAUAAUACUUAGCGCAGAAGGUGGUAAAACAGAGUGAUUUUUUUACUCUCACCUCCAUUUGAAAUGAAAUUGGCCCUAGCUGUAGAGGGAGCAAAGAAAAUGUUUGUGAUUGCAGUGCGUACAAACUCCACGGCGGAACUGGGCCUGAAAAAUCUGGCUUUAUUCUAAACACUGAGGGUAAUACGCCUCUGCCCUUUAGUCAGACUCUGUGCAAAUUGUGAAAUAUUAUUUUAUUAUUUUGCCGAGAUUAAAAACACUUUUACAAAAAAACAAAAACCUGUAAAAAUGAUUUUGAGCUACCUGAGGACAAAUCAUACCUUUAACCAGCCAGUUUUCCAAUGCAUUGUAAAUUUCACUUAAACCUGUUGGUUAUGAAAAUUUGAAGAUCUUUUUCCUUAAAUUAUCUCAGCUUUUAACUUCAUUUAAAAAGACUUUUGUCUAAAGAAGAAUAUUAUUAUUAUUAUAUGUUCUUUCAACACCCCAGGAUUUAAAAAAACUGAUUAUGCAAGUAAUUGGGAAAUAAGUAUUAAAUUAUAACAUUUACAAGUAUUAAUAUAAAAAGCACAACAAAAUGUAGUGGAAAAUGACAAAGCUUGGUUUUUAAAAGAAAAAAUUCUGUAGAAAUGUUUGUGCAAAUUCAGUAAUUCAACUUAAAAGAUAAUUUUACAGCUAUGUUCAAUAAAGCCUCUUUCCAGGUAAGGUA